Messenger RNA from Dimorphilus gyrociliatus, 1129 nucleotides. The record is from the annotation of a GenBank genome assembly. Lineage: Eukaryota; Metazoa; Annelida; Polychaeta; Dinophilidae.
AAUGGACAAGUUCUUAGUAAUUUUAGUUGCUAUGCUUGUAAAGAAUAUUUAUACUUUGGAAAAUAUUGCGAGAGGAAAGGAAGCUUUUCAAAGUUCAACAACAUUCCAUAUUAAUCAUAAAUUAGCUAAUUUUGCAACUGAUUCAAAUAUUGUUAUUGAUGAUGGAGUGAGUGGUUACGAAUGUGCUAAAACUCAUUCAACUGUUGAUGAAUUUUCCUGGUUUGCAGUUGACCUUGAAAAUAUUUACAAAGUGGAAAGAGUUUGCCUUCUAAAUGGGAUGAAUAGUAACUAUUUAAACAAUUUUGAAAUCACUGUGGGCAAUGUAACAGAAGUAGGCAACAACUUUUGUGCAAGAGUUAUUCCACCUAUAGAAAAAUCAACCUCAACAUCCUUUUCGGAAUACGAAUGUUUAACUUGCGCUGACAAUGCUGUUGGUUCAUUUGUUUUGCUAAAAAAGACCGUUGUCAACUCUGCAAUAAUGCUUUGUGACAUUAUUGUUGAAGGAAAAUUCAUUAGGGAUAGAGAUCUACAUUUAAAGAAUGUUUACAUUACUGUAAAAUCAAUUCCAGACACGUAUUAUGACCCAAAUAAUUUAAUGUGUAAAAAGAACGUUACAUCUCCCAAUCAUCGGCCAUAUACUGCAAUAGUAAUGUGGUGUGAUGAUAUUUACUCCGGAAAUUAUUUACUUAUUAGCCAACGUCCAGACUCUGAUAGUAUCAAACUUGCAUUAGCAUUGACAGAAAUCUAUAUUUAUGCUAAGAAAUUUGAUAAAUCUGAGCAAUAUGAUAAUAUUCAAGAUAUGACUCAUCAAUGCCAAACUAAAUCACCUUCACCAGGAGUUUCUCUCACUCUCGUUAAUCAUAACGAAUUGAUUGGAAAAAUGUGCCUUGCUGAAUUGAUUGGUGAAAAUAUUACUCAAUCUGACAUUAUCAUUCUUUCAAGGAAUGAAUUGAAUGCAAAUGUAAUGGGACUUUUCCAACCUUUGAAAUUGUCCAAUGAGGAUGGAGAUAUCGAUUACGGAAAAAGUGUAUUUUUAACAUGUCAAAAUUGUGGUUACUAUAUUGAUUUCUACCAUUUUGGUGAGAUAAUGAACUGUUUUCAACAAGUUCAUUUAUAUUCACUUGAAUAG